AAUUCAGAUACCAAUGAUGGUAAGGACGGCAGAAUUUCCAUACUAUGAAGAUCAACAAAUUCAAAUGGUAUCGUUGCCGUUGAGAAAUUCUGAAAUGGAAAUGUUAAUCAUUUUACCAAAAAGAUAUUCGGACUAGGAAAGUUUGAAGCAAAACUUACAGGAAGGAAACUAUUCAGUUACGUUGAAGAACUUAUCGUGUCAGGCAAUGUUACGGUUAGGAUGCCAAAAUUCACGUCUAGAAAUAAACGAUAUUUAACAAGUGCACUGAAGAAGAUGGGAAUGCGAUCAAUGUUCGAGCGAACGGCUGAUUUUUCCGGCAUUUCCAAUCAAAAAUCACCUACGUUCAUUGAUGUUUUAAACGUAGCUCAUAUUAAGAUUAAUGAAAAAGGAAUCAAUAACGAAAAUUCAAGCAUCCCAGUAAAUAAUGUUGUGACAAUCGGAGAUGGCGAACAAUUUGUUGCCGAUCAUCCGUUUCUCUAUGUAAUUAUUAACAACCGCGAGACAAUUCUGUGGAUGGGUCGUUUUGCUCCAACGGAAAAAGAUCUGAUUGUCGGAAACCUGGCAAAAGUUGUGGAAAACAAAGAAGUACCGAGAAAGAGGGAAAAAUAAGCAUGUUCUUAUGGAAUAAGCAUUAUCAGGCAAUACUAUACCCAACGAUUAAGGAAUGAUAAUAUCAUUUGAUUAUUUUCACACAAAUUGUUUAUUUUGAAAUAUGUUGUCGAAUAAAACAACCUCAUUAAUUUAAUCCAAAUUAGCGCCAUCUAUUGCUUUCAAUUGCAAGAAAUGGCAAGAAAUUCACCACAUCAAUCCAUUUGGAUCUUAUAAUUACAGGCUCUUAGAUUGAAUGUUAUCUGACUUUAUUUGCUUUCUGUUUUGGCUCAAGCUUU
This is a messenger RNA of Loa loa (African eye worm), 887 nucleotides long. RefSeq lists its product as hypothetical. The transcript is spliced from 3 exons. Lineage: Eukaryota; Metazoa; Nematoda; Chromadorea; Rhabditida; Onchocercidae. Bases 220 to 609 code for a protein of 129 amino acids. The record is from RefSeq and is a predicted model, not a curated record. Gene Ontology annotation, molecular function: serine-type endopeptidase inhibitor activity.